Molecule: messenger RNA, 1314 nt
Organism: Chara braunii
Lineage: Eukaryota; Viridiplantae; Streptophyta; Charophyceae; Charales; Characeae
Source: the annotation of a GenBank genome assembly
UCAAGUUUCAAGUCUGUAAAAUUAUCUUCCUCCCCCCCAAAAAACAGUUUGUAAAUUACAUAUGGAGGGAUUAGUUCCGUUCAGAACUGACCCUCGGGACAUGGGAAAGGAAUGGAAGGAAAUUUACUGAACUUGAGUUUGAACCGUGGGUUUGUGCAUGUGCCUCCUCAGACUGAAGUCGAUGAAGCAGGAGUUGUGUCGGAGCUACCAGCUCCUAAUCAAGCGCAAUCACAGCAGGUCAAUGCAGAGACUGUGCUUUCACCUUGCGAGGACUUCGGGACCAAGCAAAUGAAAGGUUUGUCAGAGAACCAAGACGCAGAUGACACGAGGGAUGAAUUGGAGAGGAAGUCCUUAGACGACACAGCCGCAUCAAAUCCCGGGGAGAAUGGAGGUGGGGCUUCGUCAGGGGCUGAUCAGGGCAGUAAAAAUCCACCUAUCAACUUGGAUAUGGUGCUUUAGAGAGUUCUCAACCAAGUGCUUUGUCUUCAACCCUUCAUGAUAGCGCAGGACCUACCUGUAUUUUACACUUGACUUAGGAAUCUCCAACUUUCUGGGCUUCAGAUAGAUGCAGAUAGAUAUACAGGCAAGGAGGAGUAGGGAUGUCCCAGUCCCUUGGCUCCAGAUAGAUGGAUGGGUAUACAGAAAAGUAGGUUUACCAAGAUUGAUUGUUGAAGGUAGUGUGUUGUGGGUUUUAUCGAUUGCGGAUUGUGUAGUUUUGUCUCCGUUGACAUUGACUCUCCUUGAGCUGCUCUUUUUUUUUUCACCUGCAAUUUGUGUGUAUGGGAUGUUUAUUUCUUUGGGUUGCAUUUUCCCCGUUUCCCAUUUGGACGAGGGAUCACUGCCAGCACUGCAUUUGUAAAGAAGAUUCCAUGCGUCUGUUUCGAUCUUCGGUAUCGAAAUGAAUGAAUGAUGGUAUUGGUAACGCAGGCUGGGCUCGCACGAGUUCAUUUCUGCAAGAGCAUGCAGUUCUAGUUUUUCUCUUGAUUACUAUUGGAAUUUGGGAUAGUGAGACAAUAAUAUUGAUGUUUAUUUUAUUUGCCCCCUACGUCUGUACAACAGUCGUGAAUGCAUGCAGCAUGUCUUUUUCGCUUUGUGCGGCGCGCAAUUGACUCUAGAGCCGUCUUUGGCAUGCCUCUUGUCCUCACUGUGUGGUUGAUGGGGUUGAUCGAAGCAUUGCUGCGUUUUCCUCCCUCUUCCUCACCCUGCGAACAGGCUCCUGUGUUGUUCGACUGGACCAUCUACCCUGCCAGGUCCGCAUUUGCUCCUUUUUUUUUAACAUUUGCACUUGUCUUUUAACAUUUGCAUUUUACAAUA